Molecule: messenger RNA, 3392 nt
Organism: Hydra vulgaris (swiftwater hydra)
Lineage: Eukaryota; Metazoa; Cnidaria; Hydrozoa; Anthoathecata; Hydridae
Source: RefSeq, a predicted model, not a curated record
GUGAUUUAGAACAACUUUUUUAGAAAAUAAAUCAGUCAAAACCUUUUUCAUUUUAAAAAAUUAAUAAUGAAUUCUGACAAAACUCUACGUCAAAAAUAAAGCCAAAGUAACGUCGUGUAAACGGAACUAUAUCUUUUGUGCGAUUCACAAAACAGAUCAUAAUCGGAAAGCUAUUUUAUACUGCAAUGAAUAUUGAGCUACGGCUGUGAUCUUUUUUUUUUGCACUUUGUUUACAAUUUUUGAUUACUUUCUUUGAUUGCAGAGCGUGUGGUUUUUAUUUUUAAAAUGGAUAAAUACGAUGAUAAUGAAGUCAAUAAUUUUAAUGGAAGUGAGGAAUGUUUGGAAGAAUUCGGAUUAAGUUUUAAUGAAGACGACGAUGAAGACGAUGACGAUGAUCUUUCAGAAGAGAGAGUGGAAGCGUGGCUUGAUGCUAACGAAGAUUUUGCUGCCUCUUAUUUUUCUAGAAAAGCUCAAAAAUUAAUGCUAGAUAAAUUUAUGCCUAGAAGCAGUAGGCAAUCUACACAAAGUAGGACAUCUUCUCCUUUACCUGGGUCAUUUUUGAUGCAAAAUGCUACUUCAUCAACUAAUUUAGCUUCAGGAACUAUCACUCCUGCUCGAAAAAUUUCAUCUGUAGAUUUUGAAAAAGGUUUUUUAAAGCCCAUACUAAGUCAUGUUGAUGGAGUUCCUAGAUUUAUAAGUCUUGAAAGAUCUAUAUCCCGGCCUUUACGCCAGCGGAAAUCUAAAGAGGAACUUAAAGAACUAAAAAUAUUAGAUGAACAAGCUUUACUUAUGGAGCUUGUUAAAGACAUUGCUAAUGAUUUAGAAAUUAAUAGCCUAUGUCAUAAAAUUUUACAAAAUGUCAGCAUACUUACUGAUGGAGAUAGAUGUUCCAUUUUUCUUGUUCAAGACUAUGGUCAUGGACCAAAACUACUAGUUUCUCAAGUUUAUGAUGUAAAUGCUGAUUCUUGCGUUGAAGAAAUAAAAGCAAAAAAAGAAAUAAUUGUUCCAUGGGGUACAGGUAUUGUUGGUCAUGUAGCAAAGUAUGGAGAAACACUUAACAUUCCAGAUGCAUAUGCUGAUCCACGAUUUAAUCAAGAAGUUGAUAAGCAAUUAGGUUAUCACACUCGAAGUAUAUUAUGCAUGCCUAUUAUCUCAACUGUUGAAGACAAUGAAAAGAUUAUAGCAGUAGCACAAGUCAUCAAUAAAAGUGGUGUACGAAGCAGUCAUGUGUUUACUGAAGAAGAUGAAAAGAUUUUCCAAAAAUAUUUGGUAUUUUGUGGACUAGGUAUCUCAAAUGCUCAAUUGUUUGAACAGUUUCAAGUUGAAAUGAAAAGAAACUUAGUACUUCUUGAUCUUGCAAGAGUCAUAUUUGAGGAACAGAGCACACUUCAUGAUGUUGUACAUAAGAUUAUGUUAAACACACAGUCAUUACUUCAAUGUGAACGUUGUUCAGUUCUUCUUGUUGAUCCUUCUUCCAAGUCAUUAUUUUCACAAGCAUUUGAUUUGGAAGCUAAAGACUAUAUUGAUGAAGAUGGUGAACUGAGAAGAAAACAAUCAUGUGGUUUAUCAGAGGUUCGCUUUCCAAUUAACAUUGGUAUCACUGGAUAUGUUGCGUCAACAGGAGAGACUUUAAAUAUACCAGAUGCAUAUGCUGAUCCAAGGUUUGAUCCCUCUGUAGAUGGUGGGUCAGAUUUUAAAACUAAAACUAUUCUUUGCAUGUCUAUAAAAAACAGCAAAGGUGAAAUUAUUGGAGUUGUCCAGCUGCUCAAUAAAAUGGAUGGAAAACCAUUUAACCAAAAUGAUGAAAGUUUAUUUGAGGCAUUUGCAAUUUUUUGUGGGAUGGCAAUUCACAAUACUUCAAUAUAUGAAGAGUGUUUACGAGCAAUGGCAAGACAAAAAAUUGCCUUAGAUAUUUUGUCAUAUCAUGCCACUGCUACUGAUGUUGAAGGAACAAGUCUCAUGAAAGAAAUUGUUCCUUCAUCAAAAACAUUUCGUCUUCGUGAGCUUACAUUUGAUGAUGCAGCAUUAUCUGAUAAAGAAACAUGUUUAGCUGUGCUUCGAAUGUUUCAAGAUUUAAGAUUGAUAACCCGUUUUAAAAUUGAUUACCAGGUACUUUGCAAUUGGAUUUUAUCCGUUAAAAAAAAUUAUAGAAAAGUCAUCUACCACAACUGGAGGCAUGCAUUUAAUGUAACUCAGACAAUGUUUCUUAUGCUUAAGGAAAAUUCUGAUUUCAAAUGUAACUUUUCUGAUGAAGAGAAAUUAGCCUUACUAGUAGGAUGCUUAUGUCAUGAUUUGGAUCAUAGAGGCACUAACAAUAAUUUUCAAGUUAAAAGUGCAUCACCUCUAUCUCAACUUUAUGGAACAUCUGUGAUGGAACACCACCACUUUGAUCACUGUAUAAUGAUUUUGCAUAGUUCUGGUAAUGAAAUCUUCAAUAAACUUCUGCCAGAUGAAUAUAAUACUGUCAUCAAUUUACUAGAACAUGCUAUUUUGUCAACAGACCUUGCACUUUAUUUCAGCAAGCGCCAGGAAUACUUUGAUUUAGUGAAAAAUUCAACAUUUAAUUGGAAUGCUGAAUCAAAUCGAUCAUUAAUACGAUCCAUGAUAAUGACAGCUUGUGAUGUUUCUGCAAUAUGCAAACCGUGGCCAAUUCAACAAAGAGUAGCACAUCUUGUUGCAGAAGAAUUUUUUCAACAAGGCGAUCUUGAACAAAAGGAAUUAAACCAGACACCAAUUGAAAUGAUGGAUCGUGCUAAAAAAGAUAAACUCCCAAAAAUGCAAGUUGGUUUUGUAGAUGGCAUUUGCUUGCCAAUAUAUACUCACUUGGCAAUGCAUUAUACAAAAUUCAAAUCGUUUUUAAUGGCUUGUGUAAAUAACAAACAACAUUGGAUGCAGUUAGAUGCAGAGUAUGAAGCAAGAUGCGCUGCAAAAGCAAAAGAGUUAGAGAUUGUCGAAGAGAGUAAAAGUUAGUUAAGUAUGAGAGAGCACCCAUUUAAUAUCAAACUUCGAAAGACAAGAUGAUUUAUUUAUGCUAUUUAUGAGAAGACACCUUUCGUUGAAAUGGUGCAAUUACAUCACCGAGGAUGAAAUCCUUCCUUGAUUUUUAUUUGCUUUUAGAAAUCAAUGUGACAAAUACGUUGGAGCGUUUCAUUCAGUAAUCAAAUCGUUAGUCAGUAAACAAAAUUUGUUUAGAUUGGCACUAUAUGUGAUUAUGAUUGUAACUACAUAUGGCUUUGUGUGGGUGUGAUUAGCACCACCCCACACUUUGUGGGAGUGGCACUACAUUGAGUUGUGUGUGGCUGUGGUUGUCAUUACAUGUGACUGAAUUUUUUUAACCUGUUUUUAACUUAGUUUGUAAAUAUCUUAUGUAUAUAUGUAUCGUUUUUAGUGUA